UUUCUCAGCCCCGCGACGGCGAGUGAGAAAAAAGAAAUACAAAAGAAUGGCGCAGGCGGGCGUUCAGGUCGAGCGGCACCUGUCGUGCCCCUCGUGCAAGCGCCGCAAGAUCAAGUGCGACCGCAAGCACCCGUGCAGCCAAUGCGUCGUGCGCGGCGAGGAGGCGCAAUGCCAGGAGCUUGUCCGGUACAAUGCGCUCUCGCUGGCCUCGCCGCUCGACUCGCUCGCGGCCGCCGCGACGGCCUCGUCGUCCUCGAAGCGCGCUUCGACGGGGCCGACGGGGCCAACGACGGAGGACCGAAAUGCCGCGUCUUCCUCGACGGGCACGGAUGCGGGUGCGUCGAUGUCGCCGUCGUCUACGAGGCUGCUGGAUCGGAUGCUGCAGCUCGAGGCCCGUGUCUCGCGGCUCGAGGGGGGCGGGGCGGGGCCCUCGUCGAGCAGCGCCGACGGUCCAAAGGUUCCGCAUAGCAAGGGGCUGGCCGCUCAGGCAGAGGAGGGCGAGCGGCACGAUCCAGAGGCGUAUUUGAUGGUCGAGGACGUCGCCAUGGGUGGACGACGCGAGAAGCGGGCCAGGCUGGCGAUGGACGCCUUUCCCUCUUCGACGUCGUCGUCGUUGCGCUCUUCGCCUGUGCCUCGCCCCCUGCCGCAUAACCACACGGUCAAGACACCCACGCUGGCACCCACGCCGACAGCGGCGAGCACGGCCACAUUGACAAGGACCAAGCUGGCGCGUGAUCGCAAGCGCGCAAGGAAGGGCACAGGGGCAAGCAAGAAGCCGAGAAAGGUCGACGACAUUGAUCGCAUUCUAGCACUGAUGCCCGAUGCGGCCACGACGAGGAUCUUGAUUGACUUCUACUUCCAGGACCUUGAUUGGAUCUUGAAGAUUCUCGACGAGGAGACAUAUCGAGCAGAGAUCGAGGCCUUCCUCGAAGGGCACCGGCCAGCGUCGACCCUGGAUGCCGGACUGCUGGCGUGCCACCUCGUCAUUCUUUGCCUGGGUUUCCACCUAUGCUCGCGCGAGAAGCUCGUUGCGCUAGGCUACACGGCUCCCAUGGCGACUCAGCAGGCCGCAACGCUGUUCGAGGCCAGCCGGCAUGUCCUGCUCCACGAAUGCCGCUUCCUUAGCGGCGGGCCAGCGCGCGUGGACGACGUGGCGUGCGUCGCCAUCAUGUCUCUCUACCAGUACGACGAGGUCGGCGAGGGCCAGGGCGAUGCCGCAUGGGUGCUCCUCGGUGCAGCCAUCAAGAAUGCCCAGAUCCUCGGCCUGGCAGACGUCGACGGCAAGGGCAAGGGCGCAGCAAAGCCCAUUGCGCAUCCUUACCGGCAGCGCGCCAGGAGGCUCUGGUGGUUCCUCGUCUGGCUCGACUGGUCUCACGCCACCGGUCAUGGAUCCAAGUAUGCAUGUCACCCGGAACAAAUGUCAACGAACUAUCCCAUCGACACAAUGUCUCUCAAUGGCGAAGACGACGUCGCGCCGCCAAACCUCUACACGCCCAAUGGCUUCUCCAUCCAGCGCAUCCGCCUCGUCGAGCUGUAUCGCGAGGCAGUCGACCUGCACAACAAGCAAGGAGGCACACUGAGCCUCGAGUCGACAUGGGCACAUGACAGCCUCGAUGAAAAGCUGAAGAAUAUUGUCAAGACAAUGCCGUCGCACUUUAUGGCGCCUCAAAAUGGCAACUUCAUCUCGCGGCAGCACGCCUUUGAGUCAUUCAUGCUUCGACUUAAUGUACAGAACCGCUUCCUGCGUCUCCACCGGCCUUUCCAGCUCGUGGGCAGCGGCAAGACAAAGGGCCAAGGAGGCGAGCUGACGCCCUCGCAGCGUCGGUGCUACGAGUCUGCGUCGGCCAUCGUCGACCUCCUCCAGGAAGCGUCCGAGUCGCAGGUGGCAAGCCUGCUCAGGAUGUGGAUCGUCAGCCUCUAUGCGCUGGGCGCCGCUCUCUCGCUCUUUGUCGCCCUCUGCCAACGCGACUCGAUGGAGACGAGACAGCGGCUUGAGGUGCUGCUGAACCUCUUUGAGGCCAACAAGGAGGGCAGCCAGACGUGCAACAACGCAUACAGGCUUCUCAGAGCGCUGAGGGCAGUCGAACUGAGCCACAGGAGGGUCAACAAGGCAGACGAGAUCUUUGGCAAGGUUGUUGCCAGGUUCCUGAAAGAGGGCGAGGAGAGUCGUGACGAGGAGAGCGAGGACGACGAUGACGAAAACGACGACGAGGGAGCACACGAGGAUGGUGCAGGAGCACACAACGGAGCAGAAGCAUUCGCAGGAGCAGAGGAGGGCAAACCGGACCAUCAACAGCUGCAUCAGCAUCUCUUGUCGCCGCAUAACCAGCACCCAUAUUCGUUCUCCAGUCCCCACCACCAGCUUCAGCAGCACCAGGACUUUGCGCCUAUCCACGUGCCCGAUGUCUUUUCACUCGACUUCGAUGCGCUCCAGUCAAUGGGUCUCGUCGUUGGGGAUGGGCAGAUGACUAAAGACAUCAUGCGCGUCGUCAUUGUUGGUUGCGGCUUCUCUGGCAUCACCACGGCCAAGACGCUCCUCGAGCUGGGCCACGAGGUCGUCAUCUUCGAAAAGUGCCCCGACGUCGGCGGAGUAUGGUCCAAGACACGGCGCUACCCCGGCUUGGCCACUCAGAACACCAAGGACACCUACUGCCUUUCGGACCUGCCCAUGCCGUCGCACUACCCGGCAUGGCCCGCUGGGGAGCAGGUGCAGGCCUAUCUCGAGGCAUACGUUGCCAAGCACGACCUCCAAAAAGUCAUCAAGACUUCGAACGAGGUUGUUGAGAUGGUUCGAUCAGACGAGGCCAACUGGCUCGUCAAGACGAGCGACGGCCAGACGACAAAGGCCGACCACGUCGUCGUGUGCAACGGCAUCUUCAGCGAAGGCUACGUGCCAGACUACCCCGGAAAGGCGGAAUUCGAAGCCGAGGGAGGUCAAGUGCUGCACACGAGCCAGGUCAAUGCGGAUCUCAGCCGGCUGGCGGGUAAGAAGGUGGCCGUUGUCGGUUACGGAAAGAGCUCGUGCGACGUCGCAUUCGCCAUCAGCAAAGUCGCGUCAUCAACCACUGUCAUCGCUAGGAGACUCAUCUGGAAGCUUCCUCGCAAGAUUCGUGGAUUGACCUACAAGUUCUUGCUCUUGACUAGGCUCGGAGAGGCCCUCUUCGAAUACAUCAAGCCCUCAUCUUCUGUCGAGCGGUUCUUGCACGGUGCUGGAAAGGGCUUGAGGAACUCGGUCGUCGAUACGCUUGAGUGGGUCGUCAAGGGCCAGCUCAAGCUCGAAAGGCUUGGACUGGUGCCCGAGGGCUCCUUCGAAACCAUUGCUCGUUCCACCAUCUCGCUUAGCACCGAAGGUUUCUACGAUGCCGUGCAGCGCGGCCAGAUCGCUGUCAAGCGUGACAGCAAGAUCGACAAGCUCGUCGCGGGCAAGGGUGUUCUCCUCGACGACGGCUCCCUCGUCGAGGCCGAUGUCGUCAUUUGUGGCACAGGUUUCCGACAGGACCCACCGCCGUUUCUGCCAGAGAAGAUCAGGAACACGUUGACGGACGAGGCGGGAAAUUGGCUCCUCUACCGACACAUCAAGCCCAUCUUUGUUGACGACGUCACUUUCAACGGCUUUAACUCGUCGCUCUUCUGCCCGACAUCGAGUGAGGCGGGCGCGCUGUGGAUCGCUGCGUACCUCGCGCGGGGUAAUUCCAUGCUGCCCGAGACGAGGGAAGAGCAAAUGCGUGAGACGCGCGAGAAGCUCGACUGGCUCGAGGAGCGAUCCAAGGGCAAACACGCCCACGGCACCAACCUUGUUCCCUUCAGCUUGCAUUCGAUUGACGACACGCUGCAAGACGUUGGUGUUGACCUGUCCAGGUGGCAGAGAUUCAAGCAGUGGCUGCUGCCGGUCGACCCUACAGCAUACAAAGGUCUUGUUGGACAAUUGCGAAAGAAGCUCGACCAGGAGGGGAGCCUGGCGAACUGA
Acaromyces ingoldii is the source of this 3967-nucleotide messenger RNA. RefSeq lists its product as hypothetical. The transcript is spliced from 8 exons. The coding region runs from base 47 to 3967 and encodes 1306 amino acids. Lineage: Eukaryota; Fungi; Basidiomycota; Exobasidiomycetes; Exobasidiales; Cryptobasidiaceae. Gene Ontology annotation, biological process: regulation of DNA-templated transcription; DNA-templated transcription. The record is from RefSeq and is a predicted model, not a curated record. Gene Ontology annotation, molecular function: NADP binding; DNA binding; N,N-dimethylaniline monooxygenase activity.